AAUGACGUCCAACAAUCCAUCUGUAUUUCUUCUCAUGGUGAACGGGCAAAUAGAAAGCGCUAAUUUUCCACAAUACGACGACUUGUACUGCAAAUACUGUUUCGUGUAUGGACACGACUGGGCACCCACAUCCGGACUUGAGGAGGGAAUCUCGCAGAUCACGUCCAAAGGCAGAGAGUCUUCCCAAAGCCUGGUGUGGAACUUUCCCAUCGAGAUCACUUUUAAAAGCACAAAUCCUUUUGGCUGGCCUCAGAUUGUAGUGAGUGUUUACGGUCCAGACACUUUUGGAAAUGACGUUGUGAGAGGCUACGGAGCCGUUCAUGUUCCGUUUACUCCUGGCAGACACACAAGAACCAUCCCAAUGUUCGUGCCAGAGUCCACGUCGAUACUGCAGAAAUUCACAAGCUGGGUGAUGGGCAGGCGUCCGGAGUUCACAGAUCCAAAGGUUGUGGCUCAGGGGGAAGGCAGAGAAGUAACUAGGGUACGCUCUCAAGGUUUCGUUACCCUCCAGUUCAACAUUGUGACUAAAGACAUGAAAAAACUGGGCUAUGAGACGUCGUCAACAGAGAAUACAGCAGCCACAAGCCACCAAGGACCAGGGCCCCACUACACAGUCUGA
This is a messenger RNA of Chanos chanos (milkfish), 619 nucleotides long. It is a transcript of the gene b9d1, whose product is annotated as B9 protein domain 1. Gene Ontology annotation, cellular component: MKS complex. Gene Ontology annotation, biological process: cilium assembly. The coding region runs from base 2 to 619 and encodes 205 amino acids. The transcript is spliced from 7 exons. The record is from RefSeq and is a predicted model, not a curated record. NCBI's taxonomy places the organism in Eukaryota, Metazoa, Chordata, Actinopteri, Gonorynchiformes, Chanidae.